This is a messenger RNA of Camelina sativa (false flax), 1194 nucleotides long. RefSeq lists its product as uncharacterized. The record is from RefSeq and is a predicted model, not a curated record. NCBI's taxonomy places the organism in Eukaryota, Viridiplantae, Streptophyta, Magnoliopsida, Brassicales, Brassicaceae.
UAUUUUAUUAUUGUAAUUAAUUAUAUAUAAUUUUUAUCAAAAUAUAUUAAAUAAAUCCACGCUCAAAACCUAGUUUUAUGAAAUGAAAUAGUUAUUUAAAAAUCUUGCCCACUAAUUGUUAACGAACAAAUUAAAUUUUGGCCGUGCAAGGCACGGACGGGCCUAACACUAGUAAAUAAUAAAUGUACAGAGAAUAUUUAAAACUAAAAGAAAAAAAGAAAAGAAAAUUAGAUCUCUGACUACUUCGAAUUCGAUCGUUACUAGAAACUGCGACCACGAUAUUGGUCGUGGAGGAGAGAAGAAGAUGUCAAAGUCUCCCGAAUCGAUUGCGACACGUUCUUCUUCAUCAACCUAAUUCCAAAGCCUUUUUCCCGAUCGAAUCAUUUCAGGCGUUUAACUGAGUGAUCUUGACGACGAUGGAGAGAUCGGCGUCGGUGGGUGUUAACGACGGCCGUUUUGGGGGAAACCACUUCUAUUCUCCAUCUUUCUCUUCGUCUUCUUCCAUGAGACAUGUCAAUUACAGUUGCGGAUCUUGUGGGUAUGAACUGAACUUGAGCUCCACUAAUCGAAUCACAUCAACAAUUGGAUCAAAAUAUGGUAAAUCCAUGAAGAGUGGAAUCAUAUCCUUCUUCAACAUCGACGAGGGUAGAUUUAGUGAGGUCGAUGAGUUCCAAUGCAUGCCUCACUUCUCCAGAUACUCUUGGGGUUUGUUCAGACGUAGAACAAAGCUUCUCUGUCGCAAAUGUAAUAAUUAUAUUGGAAAUGCCUCUCAGGAGAAGGCUCCUCCUGAGUACGCACUUGUAACACAUAACUCAGAUCCGACAUCGCCUAGGACUGGUAGUAGUAUUACAAAGUACGAUAUCAGGAUCCGCUCGCUUCAACCCUCCUCUGCUGUCGCGUUGCUGUGAGUGCUUCUUCUACUGCUGUAUAUACCCGCCGAGAUUAUACAUCUUCUUCAAAGCAUCCAAUUUAGAUCUUUGGUGGAGUGUUUGUUAUCGGCUUGGUACUGUUUUGAUAAGGUUGUUUUGGAUUUUCAGUUGUAUAGUAAAAACAGUUUACCUCUUGUUUCUCGGAAUAUUUACUAGCUCAAGUUCGGUCAAAAAACUGUGAACCACCACCAUCCGAAUGAUGUAUGUAUCUGAUAGUUAAAUUUUAAUUUCAAGUGUAAUGCAAAAAAAAAGGUUUUAUCAACAA